AUGGUCAAGAUGGGCAAGCGGGGCAAGAUGGCUGAAGCAACAGACUCCAUUAGGCCCUUCAACCCUGAAGAUGUGCUCAAGGCACCGAUAAUCUACGUUAAUGAUCCGGCUGACUCCAUGCCUCAUGCUCACUAUUUGGCUGACAUGAUCCCGGUCUCGACCACUGUCUACCUGACCAAUCCCGACAUUCCCGAGGGCUGUGGCUUUAAGAGCUGCGACCUAGUGGCUUCCUACAUCCGCAAUGGCGCCUUCACUCACAGUGUGGCCGUGAUCAUCGAUAAGUUGUCAGAUGGAGAGACCAAGUACAAGAUCGACAACGCAACAGUUCUACGCCAGGAGGCGAUCAAGAACAGUACCAAUUUCGUCAGCGUCAACCUCUUCUACGACGAGCGUACUCCGGCCGACGACUUUUCCAAAUGGGGUACCAACCAUAUCGAAAUGCGAAUUGGCAAGCACAGCGUGGCAGAAGUCGCCGAGCGUAUCUUUCGAACUCUCUUCAAACUAUUCAGUGUCAAAGAGACGUUGCAUCUGAUCCCGGAGAGUGAGAUGUUGGCCAUCGACACAGACAACUACGGGGAGUACAAGUACUGUCCGGUCGGCGAUAGCAGUAAGCCGCAGCCGAACGAGAAGGUUCAGUUCGUCGUUCUGGUCCUCACGAAGCCUGUCGUGACGCCAGAUCAAAAACUCACAUGGACUGUUGUGGACAGAACCGGUAUUGCCAAUUUCUAUUUCCAAUACCGAGGUGAAUCCUCUCAAGCAACUUGGGACUGGGUUCUUACCUUCAAGCCCGGUGAGCGCCGGAUCCUGCCGCGCAUGGAGAUGGUCGAGGUCAAGGAACGGAAGACCGUGCGGGUUGUCAAAGCACCUUUCCGCGUUGUGGGAACUGUGGUUUCAACCACUGGUCUCACGCUUCGCCAGAUCGGCCAUGGUGUCGCGAAACUCGGCGAGCUGACCAAGCUGGGCAAGAGUUCGAAGUGGGUGGCAAAACAAGACCUCGUCAAUGGCAAGAAGGUCAACUGGACCGAUGUGUUCAAGAAGGAAGGUCAGCUCAAGGACGCACAAUUGGACGAGGCUAUCAGGAAUGCCAAUGCCGCUGCUGUCAAGAAAACGCCCGUCCAGAUCUUCAACAAGACAGGUCAGAAGAUUUGGGAAGACACGGACAGUGUGGCUAGCACGGCUGCGCUGAGCGAUGAGGACAGAGAUGACUUUGUCUGUGUCUUUGACGAUGAGAAGCCCAAGGAGUUUUGCUGA
Exophiala dermatitidis NIH/UT8656 is the source of this 1251-nucleotide messenger RNA. RefSeq lists its product as uncharacterized. NCBI's taxonomy places the organism in Eukaryota, Fungi, Ascomycota, Eurotiomycetes, Chaetothyriales, Herpotrichiellaceae. Bases 1 to 1251 code for a protein of 416 amino acids. The transcript is spliced from 3 exons. The record is from RefSeq and is a predicted model, not a curated record.